AUGGUAGACAAUUGUAUUCAGGUCCACAGAUGCACUACAGAUAUAACUGGGUGGUUAAAAGGUGGCCACCCUACAUUUAAAGAUGGCAUCGUGGACAGGGAAGCUUGCUUCCACGGAUAGCAAAACUGUUGUUAUAGGAUAGUUCAAAUACGCGUGAGGGAGUGUCAAGGGUUUUAUGUGUAUGAGUUAAACCCGUCACCUGAAGGCAGGUAUCGCUACUGUGCAAGAGGAUGAACGGUAUCAGGUCCUUUAAUAUGACUUGAGGAACUCUGGAUCGUAGAAAAGGGAUAUAAUGUCGAGGACGUUGUGAAUGCGAAAACUACGCAUGUCGCUAAUAAUGAUACAGCAAUAAGGAAAUUAUUUAUCUUUACCUAGCUGAGGCCCUCAAUCCAGUUUCAACCUUAUCUCCCUCUCUUUUUUUUGGCAAAAGAAUCUAGAUUGGAGGGACUUCUUCUAGAUAUGUACUAGAUAUUUUUACAACCAGCUAUACACUAAGGUCAUCUUCUGAGACCCAGGGGCUGUUAGUCGGGUCGGGAGAAGCGGCGCGAAGAUAGUUUUCAAGCCGUGCUUGGUUACCAUCCUUAUACCGUUGUAUUGCUUCCUGUCUGCUGUUGGCAUGAUAUUUAUCAUUUAUUUUUUAUCUUUCCGGCUGGUACCGCUUCCAGUCAAGUUCAUACUCAAGAAGGGUAGACAAUUGUAUCCCGGUUCGCAAAUGCAGCUCUAAUCUGACUGGGUGGCUGAAUGGCGAACAUCCCACCUUUGUAGAUAGUAUCGUGGGGAAGGAAGUUUGUUUCCACGGAUUAUUAAACUGUUGUUACUGGACAGUUCAGAUACGCGUUAGAGAGUGUCAGGGUUACUAUGUGUAA
Porites evermanni is the source of this 866-nucleotide messenger RNA. The record is from the annotation of a GenBank genome assembly. Lineage: Eukaryota; Metazoa; Cnidaria; Anthozoa; Scleractinia; Poritidae.